UUCAUGCAGUAUCAUCUAAUAUCACGUUUUCUGUAAUGAUUAACGUGCACAUAACUAAUGUAAAGUAAUGGAUGUGAAAAGAGAUCGCUCCAAAAGCUUCAGCAAUAAGAAUGAGAUUUUUUAUAUUGGAGACCAAUUAAGGACACGAAUUAACUUUUCGAAUUUACUGAAAGACAGAAAAUAUCACUUCAAAACGUAUAAAAAUUGUUUCGUUGGUAAGGAAGUUGUAUCCUGGCUAGUAGACUGUAAACUAUGUGAUUCCCGAUCGUCAGCCGUUACAGCACUGAGAACUCUACAAGACCACCAUAUUCUCCACCACGUAUGUGAUGACCAUCUUUUCAAGGACGACAUGUUAUUCUACAGAUUCAGAAUAGAUGAUGGAACACAUAAAAUGGAUAUGGAUCUCAAAAUGUUUCAUAAAGGCCAACAAAUAUAUAGACUAGCUACGUCUAAAAAGAAAGGCAUAAUCCGUGAUUAUCAGUUAAAUGCUCAAGUAUACAAAGACGCUUUUAUUGGGUCCGCGUUUGUGGACUGGUUAACCAAUCAAGAACAUAUUGGAAUUGAAGACGCAGUUGAUUUAGGCAGAAAAUUGUUGGACUAUAAUAUCAUAAAGCAUGUUACAGACGAUCAUCAUUUUAAACACGACAACUGUUUACUUUAUCAGUUUGAAUUUGACUUUGACCAAAAAUUUACUUUUAACAAUGUGUUUAAGUUUUCUUUGCCGACACAUUCGAGGAACUUUUCAGAUUCGUCACUUAUUGUGAAAGACUUUAACCGAAAAAGAUCGGCUAGUAGUGAAAAAUCUCAUUCAUCGGUAGAUUCACAUGACGAAUUUGAUCCAAACAGGCGAUUCUCAGAUUCGUACACAUGUUCCAUCCAUGAUAAAAUUAGUGUAACGUCGUCAGAUAAUGAAAGCGUUGACGGUUCAGAAUCAAUUGACGGUGACAGUUCAUUAACGUCGCCAAAGUCAGUUUUACUGAGACAUGCAACAGUAGCUGAAUUAGUGUCACCUGAGACUCCAUAUAUCAAAAGAUCAUUAAGGAUCACAAGUGACUCUGUUGGGUAUGGAUUCGUUGUAAGAGGUGAUGGUCCAACUUACGUUCAAACCAUUGAUCCAUUGGGGCCUGCUGCAGCUGCGGGACUUAAGGUACGCCAGUAUAUCCACUCUGUGAAUGGAAAUAAUGUCUUGAAGUUAAAUCACAAACAAGUGGCCAAAAUGAUUAUGGACGUUGAGCAAUAUCUUACUAUAUGUAUCAUGGUGCAUAAAAGAGAUGCAGUGUUUACCGACAUCGAUUCAUUAAAAACUACUUAGACAGAAGUGAAAUAUUACAUCGUAGUAUUUACAUCAAUUUGAGUCAAUCAAAUAUCAGAUGAAAGAGAUACUAACUUGAUAAAAUUUCAUGAGUACUUAUAUUAUUCAGUAUUACUUACGAUAUUGUUUGUGGGUUGCCUUAUCAUGACAAUGUUAACUACUUUUAUUGAAAUACCUCUCCUUUCAACCAACAACAAACAAAUAAAAAAACACAGACGAGGUUGGUGCGUAAAUCCUUUGAUAAGGUGAUAAUACAAAUUUUGUUUGGUACCAGUUUUUAGUGCUCCCUCAUGGUGAUUACGUUUGUCCGUCCUGCAUUACAUAUACUGGUGAAUUGGUUCCAAUCGUUACCGGUUGUUUUGUUUAAAUUGUAUCAGAACAUAAUGACAUUUUUUGAAGAUUACUUUUUCAUCAGUACAUUUUCUUACUUAAAUUACAUCUAUUUUUUCAUUGCAAACGUCCUGAAAAUUGCAGUUGGCAAAACUAUAUUUUCCUGAUUAUAUGAUGAUCUAUGAUGGCAUUUAGAAAGAUUUCUCGUUUCUGUGUUAUUUCAGUUGUCGACAAAGUGCCAAAUGUACAAGACCAUUGAUGCAGAAAAUUUGUGUAAUGGAAAAAAUGACUAGCAUACAUUUGUUGACUGUAUGAUUGAUAUUUAAAUCGAAUUGUAAUUUGUUCAUUUGUAAUUUUUCUAAUAAGACGAUGUACAGAAACUGGCAGGUUUAUUUCCACAUUGCAUAACAAUGAUCAAAUUCAAGUCAUUCAAGAUUUGACUAGGGACGACCGUCUUCAUUAUUAAUAUAUUAAGGUUUUUUUUCUAUUCAAAGUUGUGAAAGACAAUAUGACAACAUAGUUUCUAUAGUUGUGAUUGCAAGGAAGCCACUAGAUAAAACAUAAACACACUGAUUGACUGAAUCAUGAUAUAGACGAUAUUUACUAAACUGCACGUAAAGAAAAUGGUCACGUUAGCAACAGUAGAAAUAGUUUCCGUCUAUCAGUAGGAGUUCCACAUCUUAAUAAACUCAUCAUAGUUAUCAGAUAUAAAUAGGAGUUCCACAUCUAAAUUAUACCGAAAAGUGGGAUUUUUUUAUUUCUUUUGUUUGUCCGUAUCUCCCGUGAAAUUAUCGUAUUAUGAUUAACAACAUGAACAUGAACAAGUUAGAACUUCAUGAAAUUUGGAAUCCAACUGUUUGCGAGCUUACUGUACCAUGUGAGUCAUUGCAUGUUCACUGUUCAUGGUAUUUCUGUUCAGUGUAAUGUGCAUUACAAUUUACACGAUACGAUUUCUAUGCAAAAAUGAAUUAUUUUAAUAAUCAUAGGAGUGUGAGAAUCUUAUUACUUAUCUUCGACUAAAUAUAUUUAAGUUCGCGGAAAUAAGUUCUCUUUCACGUACUUCUUGUAAAUAUUUGUUUUGUUCAACAUAGAUAUCAUUUGUCAUUGCUUCAAAUAAAACAUUUGUUAAUCAA
Messenger RNA from Mytilus trossulus (common blue mussel), 2775 nucleotides. RefSeq names its product DEP domain-containing mTOR-interacting protein-like. The record is from RefSeq and is a predicted model, not a curated record. Gene Ontology annotation, molecular function: protein binding. NCBI's taxonomy places the organism in Eukaryota, Metazoa, Mollusca, Bivalvia, Mytilida, Mytilidae. The transcript is spliced from 9 exons. Gene Ontology annotation, biological process: intracellular signal transduction; negative regulation of TORC2 signaling; negative regulation of TORC1 signaling. Bases 68 to 1312 code for a protein of 414 amino acids.